Molecule: messenger RNA, 4398 nt
Organism: Physcomitrium patens
Lineage: Eukaryota; Viridiplantae; Streptophyta; Bryopsida; Funariales; Funariaceae
Source: RefSeq, a predicted model, not a curated record
CAUCACCACGCAGCCACGCCUCUCCCUCCCUCCCUCUCUCCUCUCUCUCGCUAUUGCUGCUGCUUUGUCCUUCCUCCUCUUACUCCUCUGGAGGCUCCUUUCCUCCGUCCUCCUUCCUUCCUUCCUUGUCAAUCCGCGACAUGUCGGGGUUUGAGCCAUCCGCUCAUGCCUGACUCCUUCCCUCCCUCCCUCCCUCCCUCUCUGCUCCACGGAGUCUGCUUUCACUUUCGCCUUUUUGGAUCUCUUCAUUCUGUUCUCUCUUACUUACUUUCUCUCUAGCCCAACUGGAUGCCCCCCCAGGUUCAACUCCAUUGCGCCUUGUUUACUUACUUGUCUUGUUUGAUUGAGAGCUUACUUGCAUAAUCUCUCGGUUCCAUGCCCGUGCUUGCAUUGACGGAGUGGGGUUUCUGGUGGUUUCAGCCUUUAAAGAUCCGGAGUCAAUUGUAGUGUCGGAAUUUUUGUGAGUAGAUUCGUUCAAAGGGCGUUGCCGAGGGGCCUAUUUCUUCCUCAGGAAGAUCAAGGCUUCCUUAUUGUCCAGUUGGCCUUGUUCUGUACUUUUCUGCUGGAGGUCAAGCCGUCCUCACGGACAUCAGGACUACAGGAUCAUCCACGGAGCCUCGAUUUAUGAAGCUGAAUGCAGAUGAUGGAAAUCUGUGCUGGGUAUGCAAGUGCCAGUAGUUUUGGUCGGAGAACCUAGGUUUGCUGAAACGAUGGAUUAAUAUUGUCAGACCUUGCAUUUGCUAUGCAAGAGCAGCGCGAUUUGCAGGAGUAAGAAGAUGUGUAUGGUGAGAAGGUUUGCCCGACAACGUGUUGAGCAUGCGAUUGCCUGAGGUUUGGGAUACCAAUGCUUCAUGGAUUCUUCCUUGGACUGUCGUUUCGCGCAGCCUUUGGAGCCUCUAGGUGUAAUUUCGGCGAGAUGCUUGUUAAGGCGUUUUGGCGAGGGUCAUGAUAAGUUCAAUGUUGAAAUCGAGCUGAAGGAAGCCUACGUUUUAAGUAAUAUACAGACCUGACUCGAAGUAUUCGGAAACUAUGGGGCUGCCUGGACCAUGCAAUGAAGUCGCAGAUGAUAUUGGACCAGGAGAAACCUUUGCUCCAAGUUUUGGUGCUGUGAUUACUCGCUACAACAGCAAAAAGUUAUCUAAUUCUACUCGGCAGACUCCAGAAACGGUAUGUCGUGUCGUCGCAGCUACACAUAGUAGAAGUGUGGCAAACGAUGAAAGAACAUGCAAAAGUGGAUUAUCAGAUCAUUGCGAAUUUAUCGGCAGGCCUGAAGAGGGUUCCGUUUCUCAUUUUGCUGGCAUCGGUGAUAUUCAAGGUGAUUCUCCCUGGGAGUAUCGUUUGUCUGACCCUAAGUCUAUUGCAAGUGACCAAAAAGCUAUUUGGAAUGGCAUCUCGUAUCGUCGACAGGGAUGUGCCUCAGUACCCCGAAAUCCAACAUCAAUCAUUGUAGGUUUUGAGGCUCAAUCAUCGACUGCGUCGCAUAUCACAACCUCAAGAAGUUUUGGUGACAACGCGGGCACUUCUCAGUAUGAAUUGGUUGACCUACCUAAAACCAGCAGCAGUCGGCAGACAGGAGUUGGUGAUAUUGGAUUAACCAGUGUUCGCAAGAAGACUUCUUCAUCUCUCACUGAUUUGCUGUCAUCUGGUCAUACUAGUAAGGUUUUAGAUUAUGGGAGUUCAGACGAACAAGGCUCCAAGGAUGUGGAUGAUGAUGAACUGACUUCUGAGGCUCAUCCCUACAAUGUUGGCAGUACUGGUAGCAUCGUAAUGGACCCGGUUCUCAUCCCCCGACAAGCGGGCUGCCAUUAUCAACUCCGAGCCAGUGGCCAACAAACUGAUGGGCCUGUAUUAACUCCCCCUAAAGUUGCCGAAAUAGGCUUAGCUCUUAAGCAGACAGUCUCUGAAGUGCUUCCAGAAAGGCCAAACCUGAAUGCUGUCGGUGGCCACUGGUUGACUGUAAAUUCGGAAUCUUUUACUAAUAGUAUUCGAUCUGCACGUCCAGGAGUUCUCCCUACUUUGUCUCUGUCACCCUUGGGACCACGCACGGCUUCUUCAGCAUCAGCAGCAUCCCCAGAUUUGAGCAGUCUUAAAACUAAUCGUUAUUGUGGCAGCAGUGUUGUGAGCGGAUUACAAAUCCCUGCUCAGAGCCAAUCGAAAUGGGUUUCAGACUUUUAUCGUGGUGAGUCUGCAAUGGAAGAGGAAGUAGUUUCAAGUUUAAUAGACGCCUCCUUUGAUGAUCCCAGUCAUGUUAAUCAAUAUCCAUUAUCUUCAAAUUUUCUGACGCAUCAGCGUGCGGGAAGUUGGGGAUUUGAAACUUUGUCUACACCUCCGAAGAGUGUAGCUGGGUCACUUUGCAUGCCCAGUAGGCGCUCUUUGGUUGGUUCUUUUGAAGAGUCUCUUCUUUCUGGACGGUUUUUGGCCGGUAAAGUGAGCCAGAAGCUGGACGGAUUCUUGGCAUUGCUUAGUGUCACAGGUGGUAGCUGGCCGGCACCUGUGAAGAAGCUGCCCUUUUCGGUCAUGUGCGUAAAUGGUGAUAGUUCGCUCCCCUAUUUUGCGUCUAUAGAUCUGGUUGGCAGUUCCUCGGAGGCUAAAUCAAAUAAGAGUCCCAGCAAAGCUCGCUUCAAAGUGCCUGUGAAAGGUCGUGUUCAAUUGGUGCUAAGUAACCCAGAGAAGACCCCUGUGCAUACCUUUACAUGUAGCUACGAUCUGACGGAUAUGCCACUUGGUACAAAGACGUUCCUGCGGUAUAAAGUCUCACUAGCAGUCGAUGCGCAGCCCACGGCUCCUGUAAAAGAAUGUGGCAGAGUUGUUCCAGAUCCUCGCUCGAGUAGACUCUCUGGAUCCUCCCGAGGUGGUCAUUGCAGCUUUUCCAGCUUUAGUAGUUCGAUGUCCUCCCGGCGGACCUCUGUAGAUUUGUUCAACAGCAGAUACUGGCAAGGUCGUGAAUUUGGUGCACAAAGUAGCACUGAACCGGAUGACGUGGAUACAGAUGAAACCGAGCCAUUGAAUCGCAAGGUUGUUGCUGGUGUUCAUGGUGUAGAUUACAACCACACUCAACCUAACACGUUUGAAAAGCGUGGACCUUCUGGAGUUGUAGAAGGUUCAGAUCCAGUCGAGCCCCUGGCAAAUGAUAGUUUUCUUAUGUUUCGGAGCCAAGUAGGUAAAACAAUCUUUGAUCAAGAUCUUGCUGAAGACGACAGUCUUCAAGGUGGAAAAACACUAAACUUGAGGAGGAAAAGUCUGCCAAAUCUUGAUAGAUACGGUAAUACAAAGGGAGGUACGAAAGCUGGAGAAGGCACGGGUGGAGCUUUAAAAUAUGCUCUUCACUUGAGAUUUAUGUGUCCACGUAUCAGGAAUCAUGAAAAGAACAAAUCAUCAAACACACAGUUAAGAACCACACCCCCGAAGAGUUUGAAAGCCGCGGAGGUUUCAGAAGAGAAGCGGUUCUACAUUUACGGAGACAUACGUGUUAUCUUCCCACAAAGGCAUUCCGAUGCGGAUGAGGGCAAGUCGCAAUUUUUGGCGGUUUUUGUUCUAAGGAAGGGGGUGGGUUUGCAGCUACAUAUCGAAUAUGAUUCUCCAGAAAAUCCUAAAUACUUCGACUACAUCAACUAGCUCUUGCUUUUUCAAGUUACAACUUAAAUACUGUGAACUUCCUUCUCUACAAGUUUUCAGAUAUAAUUCUCGUUGGCUGGUAUCUAAUGAUUCCUUCUGGAGGAUUAUCAGGCAUACUGCCUUAAACUGGAGGAGCAUCCGACAAACAUGAGUUCUCAGCAAUUUAAAGUGUUUAUUGCUAUCCAUUUGCCACUUUUCACUACCUUUCUGCAACGGGAGGUCCUUGUGAAGCUGAAGUAUUCGUUCAAUGAAUUGUGGUGGAUGGUAUUCUGGUGUUAUAAGUUAGUAAUGAGAAAGCUAUUUGUGGUUUAUUUGGCUGUAAUGUCUCUUUGCUGUAGGGUUCUCUAACUACGUCUAUGGCCACAGUUGAUACUUCUUGAUUGUAUAGAUAAACAGCCGCUGGCUGUUUGUUUCCAGAUAUAGUAGGUUGUGUCUGUUGCUGGUGUUGCUAAGCCCUUACAUGAAUGCUCCUCGUCGAAGGCCUUUCAUUUUUUUUUAUGACUCAGUGUCUAUUAACCUUUUUUUUACUUUUUAUGAGACCGCUGUGUUUUGAGGAAGGAAUCCAUUUCCUUUGUACCAUGUUUCACCCACUGUAAGGGCCAAGAUUAUAGGUCAAGGUUACAUGUAUCAUAAUGUUUUUGCAGCUUCAAAGAAUUGUUAUAGGGGAGUUUUGAGAUUUAUCAUAGGGAAGUUGCCGAUUCAUAGGGCCGAACUGCCGUACGGUGCAGCAGAUUUUGAAUAAACGGUGGACAACUUGCAAGUAUUGAAGUUGCUUAUUGCCAA